Messenger RNA from Haliotis rubra (blacklip abalone), 2561 nucleotides. RefSeq names its product tetratricopeptide repeat protein 7B-like. Gene Ontology annotation, molecular function: protein binding. Gene Ontology annotation, biological process: protein localization to plasma membrane; phosphatidylinositol phosphate biosynthetic process. Gene Ontology annotation, cellular component: plasma membrane. The record is from RefSeq and is a predicted model, not a curated record. NCBI's taxonomy places the organism in Eukaryota, Metazoa, Mollusca, Gastropoda, Lepetellida, Haliotidae.
UCUUCCGGUGUCAUGGCGUCGAAAGCAAAAUCUCAGAGAUUUGAGUCUGAAAUUGAAAAGUACAGGGGCGAAGCAAACUGGAAAAAGGCAAAGGAAUUAGCUAGACAGUUGUCUCAAAAGACACCGGAUUUAGGAGACUUUGUUAAUUUAGUCAUAGCAGAAAGUGUAUUGGAAGAAUAUGCAGAAGAGCAUCCCCCAACAGAGAGGAAUAUUACUAAGGCUAAGAGCAGUUUAGCAGAUGUGGAAGAUCAACUUGCUAAACUUUCACAAAGAAAAUCAAAGAUUGGCCAACAGGCUCAGCUUCUACUUGCUAAGUUAAACUUUUGUCGAGGCAACUACCAAACAGCAUAUGAACUACUGGAUAAGGCUGGUCUGGACUCGGUUACAUACCAUUCCUGUCCAAACAGACUCAUUCAUAUGUAUGCAGAAUCAUUUGCUAUCAGAGGAAUGUGCUUGGAAAAGAUGGCUCCACCAACAACCAGCAAAUACAAGGCUGCAGAAAGAGAAGACAAAAUCAUUUCUUGCUUUGAGAAGGCUGGUGAUCUGGCUUUGAUUUACCUGCAAGAGAGAGACCGUUGUCAGGGCGGCAUGAACCCAGGGGGGAGUCAGGGUCAGCUGUCUCCAGAUGAAACAGUCUGUUGUCUGCUGGAACAAGCUAUUCAGGAAUCUCCCAUUUUGUAUAUUAAAAGAGGGCAACUAGACAAAGGGAUUCAAAGAUUCAGGGAGCUUCUGAGGGCAGUUGAAUCAAGAUUUACACAGGAUAUCAGACUUACACUGGCUCGUCAGCUGGCUGAAGUACUGAUGCGAGGUGUUUGUGAGAAAUCCUACAUCCCACUAGAUGUCCGAUCACCUAAGCCUAAUGGACCAAAACCAAAGAUUUACCCUGGUGAUAGAUCAUUCGUUCCAGAGGAUCAGAAUGAAGAAGCAUUACUACUACUACUAAUUGCUGAAGCUGUUGCUACAAGAGAAGCUGUCCUGGAGAGAUCUGAGGAGUUGUCGGAGACAAGACUUCACGCCUUCCACAACACUACAGCAGUGUAUGACAUGCUGGCUCUGGCCCUGGUCAAGAGGGCCCAGUUCACAACACUGGCAGAUUCAUUUGAGAGGGCAAUGAGGUUUUCCUUUGAAGAGUUUCAUAUCUGGCACCAGUUUGCUAAUUCUCUCAUAUGUGCAGGCAAGUAUUCCCGUGCUGUAUUGGUUCUACGAGAAUGUACAAGACUCCAGCCUGAGAACCCCACUGUGUCAUUACAGGCUGCCAAGCUGUGUUUUGAGUAUCUCCAUCAGUAUGAUGAGGGUAUCCAGUGGUCCAAGCAUGCAUUAGAGGUUGGGCAGGACCACCCAAUGUUGUCCCGGGCCCAUACGUCACUGGGUAUCGGCUACAGCAUGAAGGCUCAUGAGGUCAAACUCCAGGGAGAGAGACAGAUACUGCACAGAAACGCACUCGCAGCAUUUCAGAAAGCCCACACAGCCGACCCAUAUGACUACCUGGCUCUCUUCCAUCUGUCGCUACAGCUAGCUAUUCUGAGACAUAUUCCUGAAGCCUUGAACUAUGUGAAGCUUGCCCUGAAGUACCGCAGUGAUCACAUCCACUCACUCCACCUGCUGGUGCUGCUACUGACGGCACAGAAACAGCUGGACGAGGCGAUGGUACUCAUACAUGCAGCUCUGGAGGAGUACCCUGAUAACCUCAGUUUGCUGCUGACCAAGUCGAAGUUGGAGGAGGUGAUGUAUGGCCCAGAGGAAGCCCUGGUCACAUGUAAACUGAUGCUGAAACUCUGGAAGGACAUCCAUGAAAUAGACAGUGAAGAAGGAUCAGAGAGAAGAGGCACUGCAACAGACCGGAAUGCGUUUGAUCGAAGAAGCGUAGCCCAGAUGACGAUCAAUGAGUUCAGUGAGCGAGGAUCAGGAUCAAUCAGAGCAGAGUCGGUGGCAGCGUCUCGUGUGGAGCGGGCGUUGUCAGAGGUGGCGUCUUCCAUGAACAGCAGCUUCCAGCCUCGGCCAGGUUCCCAGCAGUCAUGGAUGCUGCAAGCUCAGAUAUGGCUGCAUCUUGCGGAGUUGUACCUGAGUCUACAGAAGGUGACUGAAGCUGAAGCAUGUGUACAGGAAACAUCCACCAUCUUCCCUCUCUCACAUCAGGUUUACUUUAUAAAAGGAAGAGUGUAUGAACACAAGCAGCGGAAUAAUGAUGCCAAAGUUUGUUUUGAGAACGCAGUGUCUAUCAACCCAGGCCACACAAAGUCUCUGCAACACUUAGGCAUGGUGCUACAUUACUUGAAUGAGAACAAACUUGCUGAGAAGGUGUUGAGAGAUGCUGUGAACAAUGACCCCACAUCACAUAAAUCAUGGCAUUCUCUGGGAAUGGUGCUAGAAGCCCUGAGCCAGCCUGAAGCAGCCAGCGACUGUCACAACACAGGGAUGGAGCUGGAAGCCACCAGUCCCAUCGUCCCCUUCACCGUCAUUCCACGACUGAUGCAGUGACACUUCCCUCAAUAACAGAAUACCAGGGCCUGUCCUAGGAAACAAUCUCUGUAUUAGGGACCGUUCAUAAUUUAUGGCUUGGG